Messenger RNA from Aspergillus homomorphus CBS 101889, 1743 nucleotides. Its product is annotated as putative beta-ketoacyl synthase (Cem1). The transcript has 8 exons. Bases 260 to 1546 code for a protein of 428 amino acids. Gene Ontology annotation, biological process: fatty acid biosynthetic process. Gene Ontology annotation, molecular function: 3-oxoacyl-[acyl-carrier-protein] synthase activity. The record is from RefSeq and is a predicted model, not a curated record. NCBI's taxonomy places the organism in Eukaryota, Fungi, Ascomycota, Eurotiomycetes, Eurotiales, Aspergillaceae.
GCAGUCUCGGAAUUUCCAAGUUCCUGCCUUUCCCUUCCUUUCUUCCUUCCACCAACUCUUGGCCUCGGUCUUAGCUACUGUCUGUAAUUGUGGUUCCACUCUUUCGACUAGAGGUUGCAUCUACCGCCAUACCAGCUCUGGCUCUAGCCUCUGGAGCUCCGGAUUGCGGAGAUUUGACUGGUCUCCCAUCCUAUGGAAAAUCCCGUCGAAGUACAUACUGUACAUACAUACAUACACUAAUCUUCCGCCUCAGAAUGCCAUGCGUCGGGUCGUCGUGACAGGUUUAGGAGCGAUCUCGCCUCUAGGGGUAGGUCUCCGUCGAACAUGGAAGCGCCUGCUAGAUGGUCACUGUGGCAUCGUGAAUGCCGUGCAUCGCGAUGCUAGGUUCAAGGACGUGCCCUGUCAGAUCGCCGCCAUUGUGCCGCGAGGGCCUCAAAAUGAAGGCGCUUGGACGCCUUCAGAGUGGUUAAGUAGAGACGAUGAGCGUAAGAUGGCUCUCUUUGCGCAGUACGCCAUGGCUGCCUCGGAAGAGGCAUUGGAAGAUGCGGGCUGGAAGCCGACGACUUUUGCUCAGAAGGAAGCGACGGGCGUAUGUCUUGGAUCGGGUAUCGGGAACUUCGAUGAGAUCUACGACACGGUUGUUGCAUAUGAGAAGGGUGGAUAUCGCAAAGUGUCACCCUUGUUCGUACCCAAGCUGCUGAUCAACCUCGGUGCUGGUCACAUUUCUAUGAGAUAUGGGCUCAUGGGCCCAAACCACGCGGCAACUACCGCAUGUACAACCGGCGCUCACUCGAUUGGUGAUGCAGCUCGCUUCAUCGCGUGCGGUGAUGCAGAUGUGAUGCUAGCCGGCGGGGCGGAGUCUUGUAUUCAUCCUUUGGCUGUUGGCGGCUUUGCUCGGGCUCGCAGUCUGGCAACCAGCUACAACGACAACCCACAAAAGGCGUCAAGACCAUUUGAUGCGGAUCGGGAAGGCUUCGUAGUAGGAGAAGGGGCUGCAAUGAUGGUCCUAGAGGAGCUCGAGCAUGCAAAGGCUCGAGGAGCUCGCAUUUAUGCGGAGUUGAAGGGUUACGGCUGUUCCGGGGAUGCGCACCAUAUGACUGCGCCCAAGGAGAAUGGAGAAGGUGCAUUCCUGGCCAUGAAGAAAGCACUGAAAAACGCGGGGUUGUCGCCGUCCGCUGUUGACUACGUUAAUGCGCACGCCACCUCCACUGUCGUAGGCGAUGCGGCAGAGAAUGCUGCGAUCAAAGCGCUUCUUCUCGGCCCAGGGGGGAAACAGAAAGCCACGGAGGUCAACAUCAGCAGCACCAAGGGCGCUGUCGGCCACCUUCUGGGUGGUGCGGGCGCUAUUGAGGCUGUGUUUGCUGUCCUCGCAGUCAAUGAGAACAUAAUGCCUCCGACAAUCAAUCUGGAGCGGCUAGCGGACGGAUUUGAUUGCAAUUAUGCGCCUAACGAGGCACAAGAGCGUUGCAUCGACGUGGCCAUGACGAACAGCUUUGGGUUCGGAGGAACCAACAGCAGUCUAUGCUUCUCCAAGCAUAUCGAGUAGGUGCGGUGCGUUCUGAUUCUUUGCUGUUAUACUGCAUAGAUGCUGCACUGUAUCACUCGGAUGUACUAUAACAUGGACAUGCAUACUUUAGCGAGUACCGAAGAAACUCUAGCAGCAAGAGGUCAGCAUAGUGGUGAUGAGCUGAUUGAGAUUGACAGAAGGAAGCUUCGAGAGUGUAUGUACAGAAAACCUCAAAU